AUGGAUGUGGAAGAAGGGGUUAUUAGAGAUAAUGCUUCUGCAUCACCCCCUAAAUCAAGAAUCACACACCAAUCUAGGGCUCUUGUGUCAAUACGUCUGCUUCAGGUUUUGUUAUUGUUUCUUGUUUUGACUCUUGGGAUCUCGGUUGUUGGUAUACACAUGAUCAAGUUCUUCAAGAUUCAAGAUCCUGUGGCUUCUUCAACCACUUUGAUUUCUAUGUAUGAUCAUGGAGAUGUUACUUUAGAGACCUUUAUUAGGCCUCCUUCGAAUGUUUGGCACACUAUGGAUGAUAGUGAAUUGCUUUGGCGCGCUUCGAUGGAGCCACGGAGACAUGUCUAUCCGUUUAAAAGAGUUCCUAAACUGGCUUUCAUGUUUCUAACCAAGGGGCCUUUACCAUUUGCUCCACUCUGGGAGAUGUUCUUUAAGGGACAUAAGGGUCUUUACUCAAUCUAUGUCCAUGCAUUGCCUAAUUACAGAUCGGAUUUUGAAAGUUCAUCUGUGUUUUACAGAAGAUACAUCCCAAGUCAGGCUGUGGCAUGGGGAGAGAUGAGUAUGUGUGAAGCUGAAAGGAGGCUUCUAGCUAAUGCGUUGCUCGAUAUAUCUAAUGAAUGGUUUAUCCUGCUAUCUGAAUCAUGCAUUCCGCUGCGCGGUUUCGGCUUUUUGUAUGGUUAUGUCUCUGGAUCAAGAUAUAGUUUCAUGGGUUGUGCUGAUGAGGAAGGACCUGAUGGAAGAGGAAGAUAUAGAAAUGGAAUGGAACCUGAGAUCACACUUAGUCAGUGGAGAAAAGGGUCUCAGUGGUUUGAAAUAAACCGGAAACUCGCUCUUGAGAUUGUUCAAGACACCACUUACUAUCCCAAAUUCAAAGAGUUUUGUAAACCACCAUGUUAUGUUGAUGAACAUUACUUCCCUACAAUGUUGUCUAUGAAACAUAGGAUUUUUCUGGCGAACAGGACACUGACAUGGACAGAUUGGUCACGUGGUGGUGCUCAUCCAGCUACUUAUAGUAAGGCUGAUAUAACGGAAGAUUUCCUCAAGAAGCUUCCAGGAGCUAAAGCCUGCUUCUACAAUGAUCAGAGAUCUCCUGUUUGUUAUCUCUUUGCUAGAAAGUUUUCUCCGAGUGCACUGGAACCCUUGCUGGAACUUGCACCCAAGAUUCUUGGGUACUAA
Molecule: messenger RNA, 1167 nt
Organism: Eruca vesicaria subsp. sativa (arugula)
Lineage: Eukaryota; Viridiplantae; Streptophyta; Magnoliopsida; Brassicales; Brassicaceae
Source: the annotation of a GenBank genome assembly